Epinephelus lanceolatus (giant grouper) is the source of this 4701-nucleotide messenger RNA. RefSeq names its product glyoxylate reductase 1 homolog (Arabidopsis) (gene glyr1). Gene Ontology annotation, molecular function: NADP binding; nucleosome binding; NAD binding. Gene Ontology annotation, biological process: transcription elongation-coupled chromatin remodeling. NCBI's taxonomy places the organism in Eukaryota, Metazoa, Chordata, Actinopteri, Perciformes, Serranidae. Gene Ontology annotation, cellular component: chromatin. The record is from RefSeq and is a predicted model, not a curated record.
GGUGUGUGUUGUCUUUUCCCCUCAUUCAGUGCGACGUUUUAUUAAAGUUGUAAGAUGGCGACGGUGCAUUUGAGGAUCGGGGACCUAGUGUGGGGGAAGCUUGGUCGUUACCCACCAUGGCCAGGGAAGGUAGUAAGCCCUCCUAAGGACUUGAAAAAGCCCAGGGGCAAAAAAUGCCAUUUUGUGAAAUUUUUUGGAACUGAAGACCAUGCCUGGAUCAAAGUAGAACAGCUGAAGCCCUACCAUGCCCACAAAGAGGAGAUGAUCAAGAUAAAUAAAGGAAAGCGCUUCCAGCAGGCGGUCGAUGCAGUGGAAGACUUCCUAAAGAAAGCAAAGGGGAAAGAACAGAACUCGGAUGGGAAAGGAGACUCAAAAGGAAAGAAGACAUCCAACAAGCCACUGAAAAUACUGGAGGAGGAUGAUGAGGAUCUCAGUGCCCUGAAGGACCCCUCUGAAAAGGACUUAACUGACUCUGACCCCGAGCCGUCCACUAUUGAGAGGCUGGGGGCUGGACCUGGCUCAGGAUUCAAAUGGGAAAGCAGUCCUGUGAAGGACGACCCACAUUUCCAUCACUUCCUACUCAGCCAGUCUGAGAAGCCAGCCUCAUCAAUGGAACCCAUCAGCAAGCGCCUAAAGAUCAUUGAAGAGGAAACAGGGUCAACAUCCAUCCAAGCAGCAGACAGCACAGCCAUCAAUGGCAGCAUCACACCCACAGAUAAAAGGAUAGGGUUCCUGGGUCUGGGGCUGAUGGGUAGCGGUAUAGUUUCCAACCUGUUGAAAAUGGGUCAUGUUGUCACAGUGUGGAACCGCACAGCAGAAAAGUGUGACCUGUUCAUUCAGGAGGGAGCCAGGUUAGGCCGGACUCCUGCCGAGGUGGCUUCCAUGUGUGAUAUCACUUUCUCCUGUGUCUCUGACCCAAAGGCUGCCAGGGAUUUGGUGUUGGGACCCAGUGGAGUGCUGCAGGGAAUCAGGCCAGGCAAAUGCUACAUAGAGAUGUCCACUGUUGACCCAGAGACCAUCACAGAACUAUCACAGGUGAUUACAUCGCGGGGUGGGCGUUUCCUGGAGGCCCCAGUGGCAGGAAGUCAGCAGCUCUCCAAUGAUGGGAUGCUGGUCAUCCUGGCAGCUGGUGACAGAAGUGUCUACGAGGAUUGCAGCAGCUGCUUCCAGGCCAUGGGCAAGACCUCCUUCUUCCUGGGUGAAGCGGGUAAUGCAGCGAGGAUGAUGCUGAUCCUGAACAUGGUGCAAGGCAGCUUCAUGGCCACCAUUGCAGAGGGGCUAACCCUGGCCCAGGCCACAGGCCAAUCACAACAGACCUUCCUGGACAUCCUGUGCCAGGGCCAGAUGGCAAGCACCUUUGUGGACCAGAAAUGCCAAAAUAUUUUACAGGGCAACUUCAAGCCAGAUUACUAUUUGAAACAUAUUCAGAAGGACCUGAGGCUAGCCAUUUCAAUGGGUGACAUGGCCAACCAUCCAACCCCAAUGGCUGCAGCUGCCAAUGAGGUUUACAAGAGGGCUAAGGCACUGGACCAGUCAGACAAUGAUAUAUCUGCAGUCUACAGAGCCUACAUUCACUAGAGCGAGGUGUGACUUACUUAUCCUCUGGACCACACAGUCUUUAAUCCCUUUUUAUUUCUCCUUUGUCAUGUAAUGAGUUUUUUGUUUUGUUUUGUUUUAAAUUCUAGUUGUUUUAUUUCAUUUUGCCACAGCGCCAGCCAUGUUAGCUGCCCAAAAGUCAUGGGGUUGUAAUUCCUUUGUUAGAGGCAACCUUGAGCAUUGCACUGACUGUACUGGGGGAAUAUAUGCUGUAUGAGUGCUCCAGAUAAGGUUGUACUACUGCAAUUUGCUGUGGGGGCAGUUUUGUGGAUGCAUAAACCCUAAAGAAGAUUGUUUUUUGUUCAUGUGCAAAUGUUGAGUAUAUUUAAUUGAGUGUGAUCUUUGCUUUUCUUUUAAAUGUCCAGAAUUCCAUGAGAGAAAACACCAAGAACAUGCCACUGCAUUGCCUUAAUAUUGUAACCCCUCAAGUCUAUCAGUUAUAGUAUUUAUUUAUGUUUCUUUUUAGGUCUUCUUGGUGCAGUUUGGCCAUGGCUUGUUACUGUAUUUCACAAGAUGAUUUAUGCUUUUAUGUUGGUGUUAAUGAUAAUUUUUGAACAGGUUAAGGACAGAGCAACAAUGUGUUGAGGCCUUAAAAUGCAGUAAUAAUUGAUACUUCUCAUCAAGACUUGAGAUUUCCACAUUUGAAACCCUUUAUUCUUGUGUUUGGAAGAGUUCUCAUUUACAGUGUUUUUCUUAUUUUAAUAUAUUACUCUGAAACUAGAUGAAUCCACUUUUUGAGUUGUAUUUUAACUGAAUGGCAUAAUUAAGUCCUGAUGUCAAUUGUGUUUUUAUCUGGUAGUUGGAGAUAAAAGUUGUGGCUGGGUUUUGAAGGCCAAUUUUAGACCAUCAAUUAACAAAAGUUCACAAUUAAAAACCAAGCUAAUGAAAGAGUUUCUGGUGGGUCAGUGGUUGGAGAGUUUGUUUCCUUUCAAAGACUGAAACUUAAAGCUGUCGAAUAAAUACAUCUCCAGAUCCAGAGUCUGCAGCUGAUAGUAGAUGGAAUGGAGUUAUUGAGAAAGUACUACAUCAGUAUAACCCCAAAACUCACUUCAACUAAACUGUUUGGGUAAAUAUGGAAAUGUAACAAUCAGUGUGAAUAUGAAUUCUGUUUUAUUUAUUUUUUUUACUUCAGGAAGGGGACGAUCUUGACCACGUAGUAGAGGUCUUUGCAAGUCCACUCACUUCUUAGCAAACAAGACCUUAUUCAGGUCUGAAACAUGACAGAUAAAUUGGCUACAUCAACUUCUAUAGGCUCAUGACAGAGUCAUCCUAUAUGUCGGCUCAUAACUUAUUUAAAUGUCAGUACAGAAACUCCGAUACCAAGGAUAUGUUUGAGGUAGUGAAGAAAUGGUGUCUCUGUAACAUAGCUUGUCUAUCAGAGAGCACUAACAAGUUUGUUAAUACGCUGUGAAAUGUCCCACUCUCUGCAUAUACUGAGCGCCAUGCCUCAAUAAACAGAUGUAAAGGUCUUUAAAGAUUUGUUUAAAAGAAGAGCAUAGGGAAAAAUUUUCAGUCACAAUUAUGUCUUUAUGCAGGCAAUAGCCGUAGCUUGAGCUGUUAUGUUUUCAGGUUUCCGUCCCAUUAUUGUAAAUGCAAUAUCUCAACAACGCCUCACAGGAAUUUCUCCAAAUUUGGCACGAACAUCCACCUGGACUCAAUGAUGAACUGCUGAGAUUUGGGUGGUCAAAGGUUAAGGUCACUGUGACCUUGUAUCUGUCUAUUCCUUGUGAAUGCAAUAUCCGAUGAAGUCCGGUCUCAGUUGUGCAUGCCAGUAAGUCUAAUACCCAAGUGGAUCCAAGUGCACUCUUAAAAGUUGGGACAUAGUUAAAUUUGGAAUAAACUGUGUGGUGCAGGAAGAGUGACACAUACCUAACACUCUUUUCCAGUUUAUGUGUCUGUUUAUUCUGGAAUCAACACAUUGACCCACAUUCAUUUUCUAAAUACAUUUCUUCUUGUUAGGGUAGAUUUUAUGGGUCCAUUUUGGAUUUGGCUCAGAAUUUUGGCCCUGGGAAGACCUCUACUAUGUAGCCUUACACAUACUCUACACAAGUGUGCAGCUGCAAAUGACAUUGUCCAACAUAUGUAACAUAUGUAUAUGUUGCAUACUCAACCAGAGGUGUUCAAUACCCGAGAAGGUAAAACAGCUGAGUACUAAAACUGUAUCUGUCGGAUUUCUGAAGACAAGAAGGCUUCAAUCUGUUGGGUGUUAGAGCGCUCUUCAUUCUGCUAAAAGUGGUGCGUGAAAUAACAGCUUACUGAUGUCUGUUAGAAAAUUUGCAGAAUACGUUUUUGGAAUGUGGGUUUUAUUUUUGGGCUCGUGUCUAUCCCACAUGGUGUCAGGAAGUAGGUGAAGUAAUAGGGAUCGAGAUGGUAAAUAUGACAGCAAAUUUCUAUCCUCAUAAGAAGGAGCACAUCACCAUGCGAGAUGUGACUGAUAGAAAACGAGCAAACUAGAAGCAAGCCCUGCUGUUCCUCCACUAUAACCCAUACAGUAUGACAUGAAUCUAGAGAAAGCAGGAAAGAGUGCACCAUUAGAAAUUUUAAUGGCUUCCUUGCAGGAAAAAGGAGCUCAUGGUGUUUUUUUUUUAAGGCCCUUGGUUUAGAUCAGUGUAAACUGUAAAUUAAUACAUUACUCAUAAAACUGAAUCAUUAUGUUUCAUGUAAAGAAUCCAGCAUCCUGUUUUGAAAGACUUUCUGUUUGCUUAACAAAUGAUGCGAAAGGUUUUUGAUUUAGCUGCCCCUUCCACACUCUAGUAUAAAGAACAGUUUUUAGAAGACAGAUGUAAAUAGCACAUUAGGUUGUGUAGGGUUUCUUUUAUAUCUACAAUAACCAGGAUUACUGAAAAUGACUCAUUUUGGUUUUGAUUCUACAGAGCAACUGUCUAACAUCUUUGUUUCUUAAUAAUGUAGAUUGUUCAGUUCAAGUGUAAAUGGUUUAUUAAUAUGUGGUUUGUAUAAUCUGGCUUAUUAUCGCAUUGAAAUGACUUGGAUCCCGUUAAAGGAAGGAGGGUGUAACUUUGGUUUUGGGGGAUAUUUAUGAUUUUGUGUACAUGUGGAAAUAUCAAGACUUUUGUGCUGUUUAAUAAAUCCUCUCCUGAUUACUGA